AUGAAUUAUCAACAAAAAAUCAUUAAUUACCCUAUCCCUUCAGAUUUUGCAUCAUCAAACCAUAUUAAUGAUCCUUUAUUCUUGUCAUAUAUUAACCGAAAUGAAAUAAAUCAGAAUCUAUCGAACGCACCGUUAAACAAUCAAACUAACCAUAAAUUAUCGAAUUAUGACUCAACUUUUUUACCAUGGUUUCCUUCUGAAAAUUUUAAAUUACUUCUAAUAGAAUUUAACAAUAAAAUUUUGUAUGAUUACCCUUCAAUUCCUUGCGCUUACUGCUCUAUUUUAAUGAUGAAAUCAUCUGUUAAAUGGAUCGAUUAUAAUUCAAAUGAGAUAUAUACAUUAACAAUAUCAUUUCCCGAUAUAUCCUUACCUAUAACUCAAAAUAAUAGAGGGAAAACAAAGAUAGCUGUCUGUUCAUCAUGUAAAACUAUGAAAAAUCACAGAUUUCCUCCAAUCCUAAGUCAG
This is a messenger RNA of Funneliformis geosporum, 465 nucleotides long. The record is from the annotation of a GenBank genome assembly. Lineage: Eukaryota; Fungi; Glomeromycota; Glomeromycetes; Glomerales; Glomeraceae.